This is a messenger RNA of Struthio camelus australis, 1738 nucleotides long. The record is from RefSeq and is a predicted model, not a curated record. NCBI's taxonomy places the organism in Eukaryota, Metazoa, Chordata, Aves, Struthioniformes, Struthionidae.
CCUUUCAUUUCUUUUCUAUUCAGUCUGUCACUGGUUUCCUGGAGUAUCAUUAAACUGAUUUUGCCAGUGGUAACUGCAGAGUUUGAAAUAUGUCCGACUACCAGCCUGACAUAAUAAUCUCCUGAGAUCAAAUCAGACUCCAGUCGCAAUUACCAGCUGUGACAGUCACCCCGGGAUUUCCACGGCCUAGUCCCAGGCUUCUGCAGGCAGCCAGCAUUGCUGCAAUGAUUGACCCUCACCAGAGAGUCAAGGAAUGAAACCACAGGAAAACAGAACUGUCUUGGGAUGGUUACCUCUAAGGUUGAUUUGUACUUCCAGCUCUUCCCCUUUGACACCCUCCUCUCCAGCUACAAUGAUGUGGUUCUUGGAAAAGAUCCGAGGGUCACAUGAAAAUGGAAACCUCUCCAGCCCCUCCUUCCUAGGACUGUCACCUGGCCAAAACCCACCAGAAAAAGCCCAGCUGAGGGCUGCUGCUUUUCCCAAUGUGCUAACCCCGGACAGAAUACCCAAAUUCUGCAUUCCUCCCAGACUGAACAGUUCUGUUGCUAUUAAGGGCCCUGGCUCCUGCCAGGACCACAAUCUGGAGGAUGCAGAUCUCGAUUCCUCUGACUGCAGCCUGAGCCCUUCUCUGCCACAUCUUAUCCAGGUGGAAAGUGCUGAAGAGAUCCCAGCCCCAGAGGAGGAAAGCACCAAUUCAGACCCACAGUCCCAAGCGGCGCUCUCCCUGCCUCACUUUCCCCGAGCCCCUACUUCCUAUGGCUUCUGCACUUUGCUGGAGAGUCCCCACACCAGGAGAAAGGAGUCCAUCUUCCAUGGUGACACGUGUGGUGCUCUGCCCAGCCUGAUGUUGCCCCGAUCCAGAGCUAACACAUUCAGUGGCAAAGGCAAUAUGUCUAAUCCUGUUGCUAUAAGCUUUACUUCUGUGAGGUUACCUCCCAAACACCUGUCCCUGCACAGGCAAGGCACCUGCGACAGCGAUACUGCCUCCUCCAGCGACUCAUCUCCUUUCAGCUCUCCGCUUCUCAAUAGAUCUCCUCCCAGAUCCUGCUCUCUGAUCAAAACACAGAGUCAGGAGGGAUUGCUGUGCCGAGCACUGAAAGCCAGGAACAAAUCCAGCAUGGUCAGGAACAAUUCCCUGUCUACAGAGGAGAGCAGUUCCACUGAUAACAGCCCCAGUGCCAUCAGGCGGGCUUCGGAGGGGCUUCUUGCCACGCGAAGCUUUAGCACGUCCUGUUCUCCCAUCUUCUCCCUGGACCUUACCCACAGCCGAGAGAGACUAGUGGGAGAAAGCAUGGUGUUAAUGGACCGGGGAGGUAUGUUGAGACUGUCAGCGGAAUACUGCUCAGAAAACGAAAGGCUGCGCAUCCGCCUGAUCAGUGCUGAGGGUUUAUACGAUGACUCUGUAGAGCCCAAAAACAUAAACUGCUGUAUCACCUUCUCCCUGGUGCCAGGGAAAAAACAGAAGCAGAGAAGUACUGUUAUAAAGAGAAGCAGAAAUCCCAUCUUUAAUGAGGACUUCUUUUUUGAUGGCAUUGCAGAAGAAGAGCUAUACAGCCUCUCUGUGAGGAUGAAAGCAAUGAAUAAAGGGUGCAACAUGAAAAGGGAUUACACCUUAGGAGAACGAGAAUUGUCUGUAAUGAGUAUAUUGUCCCUGUAAUGCUUCAAACAAGCUGAAAGACUCUUUUUGUGUUCUGAAAGUUUUCUAUUAAAUAAAAGUUUUGAUUUGUUCUUCUUAAAG